Molecule: messenger RNA, 3890 nt
Organism: Cygnus olor (mute swan)
Lineage: Eukaryota; Metazoa; Chordata; Aves; Anseriformes; Anatidae
Product: calcium-activated chloride channel regulator 2-like
Exons: 14
Coding region: 15-2795 (926 amino acids)
Biological process (GO): chloride transport
Molecular function (GO): intracellularly calcium-gated chloride channel activity
Source: RefSeq, a predicted model, not a curated record
CCCGCGGCUCCGGCAUGGACGGCGGGGCCGCGGCGGGGCCCGCGCUGCUGCUGCUGGCGCUGGCGGCGGCGGGGGAGGCGGCGGCGGUGCUGCGGGACGGUGGCUACGAGGGGCUGCUGGCCGCCGUGCACCCCCGGCUGCCGGAGGACGGCCGGCUCCUCGCCCGCCUGCAGGACAUGAUCACUGAGGCUUCUUCGUAUUUGUUCAAUGCUACAAGAGGAAGGGUCCAUUUCAGGAGCGUGAAGAUUCUGAUACCUCCGACAUGGAAAGACAAGAGUUAUGAGAAACCAAAACACGAGACCUAUGAAAAGGCAGAUGUCAUAGUGGCAGAUCCUUAUUGGAAAUACGGUGAUGAUCCAUACACCCUACAACAUGAAGCGUGUGGAAAAAUGGGAAAAUAUAUUCAUUUCACACCUAACUUCCUACUAAAUGAUUAUUUGACGGACAUCUAUGGCUCACGGGGCAGAGCCUUUGUGCAUGAGUGGGCCCACCUUCGAUGGGGGGUGUUUGAUGAGUAUGACACUGACAGACCUUUCUAUGUCACCGGGAAGAAUCAGGUUAAAGUUACAAGGUGUUCCUCUGAUCUUACUGGCAUCUAUGUCUGUGAAAAAAACUCCUGCACUGACGGUAGUUGUGUCAUUAAUAAGCUAUCAGGGCUUUUUAAGGAAGGAUGUGCAUUUAUUCCUGAGAGAAAUCAAACUGCAGUAUCAUCAAUAAUGUAUAUGCAAAGUUUAUCAUCUGUGGCUGAAUUCUGUAAUGAGCAUAACCAUAACAGAGAAGCACCCAAUCUUCAGAAUCGAAUGUGUGACUACAGAAGCACAUGGGAAGUAAUUAAAAACUCUACAGAUUUUGAAAAUAAUCCUCCAUUGACCAACAGCAGCCUCGUUACUCCUCCCUCCUUCUCAUUGCUGCAGAAGAGAGACAGAGUCAUCUGUUUAGUUCUUGAUGUUUCCAAGACUAUAGCUGGGGGUAGCUGGAUCAAUAGAUUGCAUCAAGCAGCAGAACUGUAUUUGCUGCAAAUUGUGGAAGAAAACUCUUACGUUGGUAUUGUCACGUUCAGUGACAGAGGAGAGAUCAAAACUCAUGUGCUCCAGAUAGUCAGCGAUGAUGCACGGAAACAGCUUGCUUCAUACCUACCUACAGCUCCAGGGAGGGACAGAGCAAAUGUCUGUGCAGGCCUGCAGCUGGCGCAUGAGGUCAUUAGGAAGAAAGAAGGAAAUCUGUAUGGAUCUGAAAUUAUAUUGGUAACAGGUGGACAAGACAAUAGUACGAGCAGGUGUUUUUCUGAAAUGAUUAACAGUGGAUUGAUCAUCCAUACCAUUACUGUUGGGUCCUCAGCUGCUAAGGAAAUCGAACACUUCUCCAAAGAGACAGGAGGGCUGAAGUAUUUUGUUCCUGAAAGACUGGACUUCAGUGACUUACUGGAUGUUUUCACUGGCAUUUUGUCUGGAACUGGAGAUACUUUCAAUCAAUCUGUUCAGGUCGAAAGUGCUAGUGAAAGUAUUGGAGGGUACAAGCAACUCAGGAGGGCAGUGACUAUUGAUAGCACCGUGGGAAGAGAAACCUGCUUUGUAGCCACCUGGCAAGCUGCUGAACCACCUGAGAUCAAUCUGGUUGAUCCCAAUGGGAAAAGCUACACCAGCAAGGACUUUGUCUUUGAUUCAGUUUUCCAUGUAGCACGUCUCCAGAUUCUAGGAACUGCAGAGACAGGAGAGUGGACAUACACACUGACAAAUGUUCACCUGGCUCCUCAGGUUCUAACAAUGACAGUAACUUCUCGAGCAGCAAAUUCUACUAUACCUCCUGUGGCUGUGAAAACCCAUAUGAGUAAAGAUAUAAAUUACUAUCCCAGUGCAAUGGUUGUCUAUGUACAGGUUAGUCAUGGCUUUUCCCCUGUUCUUGGAGCAAGCGUGACUGCUGUCAUCAGUCCAGAGAAUGGAGAUCCCAUUUCCUUGGAACUUCUGGACAAUGGAGCAGGUUCUGACAUUGUUAAGAAUGAUGGCAUAUAUUCCAAGUACUUGUUUUCUUUCCCUGGCAAUGGCAGAUACAGCCUGAAAGCUCACGUCCAAGCUAACAGGACUAUUGUGCCACAAACUGCAAUGCUGUGGAGUCAUGCCAUGUAUAUACCAGGUUACGUAGAAAAUGGUAAACUCAAGAUGAACCCAUCAAGACCCCCAGUUAUUAAAAGUGAUAUUCAAGUCAGAAGAGGAGGUUUCCGUAGAACAGCUGUGGGAGGAUCCUUCAUAAUAUCUGCAGUUCCGAUGGGACCUCAUGCUGAUGUGUUUCCACCAUGUAAAAUUAUUGACCUUGUGGCCAGAAUAGAAGAUGAUAAGGUCAUUCUAUCAUGGACCGCACCAGGAAAUGAUUUUGACAAAGGCCAAGCUGCAAGUUAUGAAAUCAGAAUAAGUGAGAGUCCUCUGGAACUAAGGGACAGAUUCUAUAACACCGCUUUAGUGAAUACUUCCACUCUAUCACCUCAGCGUGCUGGCUGCAAAGAAAUAUUUGCAUUUAAACCAGAAGCUUUUACAACAGGAAACAUAACCAUAACUUACGUUGCGAUGCGUGCCGUUGAUGACGUUUUUCUUCACUCUGAGCUGUCUAAUAUUGCACAAGCAGUAAAGUUUGGUCCCCCAACGGUGUAUCCCACUUCUAACAUGGAGUUUAGUUUUUCAACAAUAUUGUUGCUAGUCUUUGGAUUACUAACAGUAGUGUGUCUUACAGUAAGCACAACCCUUUGCUUAGUAAAGAAAAAGAAGAAAAAGACACUUUCAGAAAAUGCAGCUAAGUUGCUUUAACAUAAGGUGUCAGAGCUUGUUAGAGCUCCAGAUAUUUAAAAAUAUUUAACUGCUUUGACUUGGAAAAGUAAAUAUCCUACAAUAAACAGAAUAAAUAAGUAAUCACAUUCCAGAUAUUGAAGUGAUUUGUUAGCCAUAUCAUGCUGUCUAUGAAUUUGAUAACAGAAGGCUUGGUUACAGUAAAACAAGUCAUAUGCUGAUAGCUUGUACCACAGAGAUGCAAUAUCUGUCUAUGAACUUACAUGUGUGCUGUGCAAUGUCCUAGUCUAUUCUUAUUGUGUGGUGAAAACUUUGUAAUUAAAUUGAGAGAGAUACUGAAGACAGUGUGCCUUAUUUAAAAACAGAAAAGAAGAAAAGCAAAACAAAGCAGUAUGAGUUCCUGCAGUUCUCAUUUACGUUUAUGUAAGCACAUGUGCCAUUCAGCUUCCAGGUGUGGUGGGGAAUUCCACAGGAAGAAGAUCAGAGGCUGAGGGCGCUUAGUUGAGAAACUUCUCUGUUGAGGCAGAAAUAACCUUUGUCCUGACCCUACAGAAGGCAAAAUAAUGUUUACUGGAAACCAGAGCAGACAAGGGAAGGAGCACAAGAGGUACACACAAAGCCUAUCGGGCACACUCUCUGCUUUCAAGUCUGAAGUGUCACAUUAAGGGUGUUUGGAGGGAAACUGUGCCAGUGUACAAGUGUUUCCAGUAUGUUUCUCUCUUCUACUCAUAACUUGUAUCCGUAAACCACAGAGCUGAAUCUCUUGGUUGUUAGCUGCUACUAAAGGAAACAGUUGCAUUAGAAUUGGAUUAGCCCUGUUGAUGCUGCUCCGCUGGGGUUCAGAAGGCUGAAAAGUGCUGAUUAUCAACACUUGGGAUUGCUUUGAGUUUACUAUGUCCUUCAAGGAUCUCUUUUGAUCCUAUAAACACAUUAAAAUUUUUCUUUUAUUUUUAACUACAUCUGUGCGUAUGAAUAUAUGUGAGUGUGUGUAUUGUGCAUGCGAGUGCAUGCAAUGUGUGGGGUUACAUUUGUUUCCUGUAACAUGAAAUCUCAAAUGUAAUGAUUAUCUUGCUGUAAAACCAUGUAUAAAGAUAAGGCAGUGCAAUAUUUUAUAGC